AUGGAGGCCAGGUCAACUCCAACACUAGUCAGUGGACUUGUUGAAUGCAUAGCACACCUGAUAAGAAUAGCUGAAGAGCUUUUGCAGUUUAUUUCACAGGAACACCAAGUUCCUUACCCAGUUCCAAGUAGACUGGGCGAAGAAGCAAUUUUACCUGCUUCUGAGGAAGUUCCGCUGCCAGAUCUCGCUGAUCUCUCUGACCUAGAGUCAAUACUUUCACUAAAAGCAGUCAACAAUGCCACUGAAGAUGAAGAUCUCAUCCUUGAUAUUGAUGAAGCAAUGUUAGAUAUCAACAGCCUGUAUGAUGUUAUACCUACUGAUAAUGAUGACAAGCAAUAA
Messenger RNA from Perognathus longimembris pacificus (Pacific pocket mouse), 339 nucleotides. RefSeq lists its product as uncharacterized. The record is from RefSeq and is a predicted model, not a curated record. The transcript is spliced from 2 exons. Bases 1 to 339 code for a protein of 112 amino acids. Lineage: Eukaryota; Metazoa; Chordata; Mammalia; Rodentia; Heteromyidae.